AUGAAGGCACUCCCAAUGGAGGUAGACCGGAUGGGGGAGAACAAGGAGAAGAAGGAAAAGAAGAAGACAAACGGCACGGGGACUCUGCUGAAGAGGAAGGGCAGCACAUCCGCGAAGGAGGACGCCGUGAGGAAGAUUCUUAAAAAAUUGAAGCGCAUGGGUUCGCUGGGGGGGCGAGAGAAAGUGAGCAAGAAUGGGGAAGGUCCACGGAAGAUGACCACAAGGGAGGCAACCAAAUUGAAAAAGGUCAUCCUCAGGUCGCUCGACGGGAUGGACGAGGAGGAGUACGACGAAGCCAUACGGUUAGCACAAAACAAAGCCCUCCUCGCGAAGAAGCGAAAAGAAAUAAUGAUCGAGGUAACCCCCAGUGAAGGCAACAACGCAUGGCUGGAAAAAUUGGACCUGACUUGUUCAGAAAAUUUUUACUUAAAAAAAAUGAAAUUAUUUGGACAAUGCCAAGAGAGGGAAAAUGAAUUUUUAAAAAUCACACAUGAAAACGUAGUAGAGGGUCUGAAGAAGCUCCAAGAUUUACACAUUUCCUUUAACAGACCAUACGACUUUUUGGCCGACAUGAUUAAGAGUGACGUGCACAUGGAAAGAGUUAGACAAAAGAUUGUGAAGGAUCACGAACGGGUUGAAGAAAAGGAGAAAAAUAAAAUAAAAAGAAUGAACAAAAAAUUUAAUAAAAAAAGUGGCUCUGCAAAAGUAGCUAGCCAAAUGGAAGCUAUAGAAAAAAAAAAAAAUUUGCAAAAAAUCGACCAGCUGAGGAAGGAAGAUAAACUUGAGACGCUCAACGUGCAGGAGUUUUUUCUUAAACACUCCAAGUCGGACCAAGAGAAGGACCGCCGGGAGGGAAAGAAAAAAAGAGACCGAAAGGGGCAUGCAAAAGGGGAUGGAAAGCGGCAUGCAAAAGGGGAUGGAAAGGGGCAUGCAAAAGGGGAUGGAAAGGGGCAUGCAAAAAAGGAUGGGAAAGGCAAGGCACGCUUCAAGACGAAAAAGCGAAUUAAGAAAAGCCAAAAAAAUAAAGGCAGGAAGAAUUGCAAGAGGCGUUAG
This is a messenger RNA of Plasmodium fragile, 1053 nucleotides long. RefSeq lists its product as uncharacterized. The record is from RefSeq and is a predicted model, not a curated record. The coding region runs from base 1 to 1053 and encodes 350 amino acids. Gene Ontology annotation, cellular component: nucleolus; nuclear periphery; preribosome, large subunit precursor. The transcript has a single exon. Lineage: Eukaryota; Apicomplexa; Aconoidasida; Haemosporida; Plasmodiidae. Gene Ontology annotation, biological process: ribosomal large subunit biogenesis; rRNA processing.